UCAUUAUAUUGGGUUUUCUCUGUAGGAAGAAGACAUAUUCACUGGAUCUCACAGACGCAUCAGAAAAUGUCGAUAGCAUCUCAGAAAGCUUUUGUAACAGGUUCGGAAUUUCCGCCACUAAAGCCUGGGACUCUCCGACUGUACAGCAUGCGUCUCUGUCCAUACGCCCAAAGAGCCAGACUGGUACUUGCCCACAAGAACAUACAACAUGAAGUGGUCAAUAUUAACCUGAGCAAAAAGCCUGAAUGGUACUUGGAAAAGGUCAACCCCAUGGGAAAGGUUCCCGCGCUGGAGAAGGACGGAAAGAUUAUUUACGAGUCGGACAUUUGUUGUGAUUACCUUGACCAGGUGUAUCCAAACGACAAGCUGACCCCUGAUGACCCGUACCAACAAGCUAGGGAUAGAAUGUUACUUUCUUAUUAUGGACAGGUGACUACGCAAUAUUAUAAAUUCUACUUCGGAACACCGGACAGCUUUCCAGCGACGGCCGAGGCUCUCGGCAAAUUACUGUCGGAAUUUGACAAAGAAUUGGAAAAGAGGGGGAAAUUUUUUGGAGGUAAGGCGAUGGAAUACCUUAAACCCAAUUUGAUGGCAUAUAUAAAGAGAAUGGUGGACGUCCCAGCAGUUAAAAAAUGUCUGACGUCUGAGGAAAACCACCUUAAAUUUUACCAUAGUAUAAAAAGCGGAAAGGGUGAUUAUGAUAUAGGACUUGAAUAAAGUUAAAUUGUUUUGGUCGUUGGGUAGAGAAUAUGCCAGAUUUAGUUAAAUAAGUGUCAUAUAAGUUAUUAAACCUUUAAAGGUGCAUUUAAUUCUCUGGUUACUUUUAGUGAUAAUUACAUGUGUAAUAUAUUAUAGUAAAAUAAGUAUCGAUGUCAUGAAAUGAAUUAUUGAUAAAAUAGUAGAACCAGAAGUCCUUGAUGAGACUGUAGCUUUACUGCUUUGUACUAAAACAUUUUGGAAGAGAACUUGAAAUUUCAAUAAAUAGAAAAAAUACCAACAUAAGAAA
Saccostrea cuccullata (small rock oyster) is the source of this 1006-nucleotide messenger RNA. Its product is annotated as glutathione S-transferase omega-1-like. The transcript has 5 exons. Gene Ontology annotation, cellular component: cytoplasm. Gene Ontology annotation, biological process: glutathione metabolic process. The coding region runs from base 67 to 717 and encodes 216 amino acids. Gene Ontology annotation, molecular function: glutathione transferase activity; glutathione dehydrogenase (ascorbate) activity. The record is from RefSeq and is a predicted model, not a curated record. Lineage: Eukaryota; Metazoa; Mollusca; Bivalvia; Ostreida; Ostreidae.